CUUUGGUGACACUUAGUUCCUUGUUCUUUGGCGACACUGAGGUGACCUUGGGCCUCGGAUCAUUCAGCUCAGAUCUAGUGGAGGACAAUAAAAGUCAAGGCCGAGAGGUCCAGCUAGUACAUCCUCAUCAUCUGAACAUGUCUGCACCCACGCUCUUCCCCAACUCAACGACAGCUGUCGAUGGAGUCUGCCCCCCAAAUGCCACGCUGUGCAGCGGUACCUCCUGCCUGGUGUUGGCCAGCAAUUUCAACUACAUACUGGGUGUGUCUAUGAGCACAGUCAUGGCGGUCAUGCUGGGACUGGUCAUGUUCGCCAUGGGCUGCAACGUGGAGGUCAUGAAGCUAUGGGGACACAUCAGGCGACCCUGGGGCAUUUCAGUGGGCUUCCUCUGCCAGUUCGGCAUUAUGCCCUUCACAGCCUUCGCCCUGUCGAUGGCCUUCAACGUGCUGCCAGUGCAGGCUGUGGUCGUCAUCAUCAUGGGCUGCUGUCCAGGUGGUUCUUAUUCCAACAUCUUAGCCUACUGGCUGGACGGUGACAUGGACCUCAGUAUCAGCAUGACAACCUGCUCCACCAUGCUGGCCAUGGGCAUGAUGCCCCUGUGUCUGUUCAUCUACACCUCUGCAUGGACCUCCAGUAGCAGCAUCCAGAUCCCCUACGACAGCAUAGGAAUCACCUUGGCCUCAAUCCUGAUCCCAGUUACUUUUGGGAUGUACAUCAAGUACCGAUGGCCCAAGACGGCCAAGAAGGUCCUCAAGGUGGGAUCCAUCAUGGGCUUCCUCCUCAUCAUCCUCAUUGCAGUGGUGGGUGGCAUCUUGUAUCAGUCUUCCUGGGACAUUGCUCCUUCCAUGUGGAUCAUUGGUGUCAUGUACCCAAUUCUGGGCUCUGCACUGGGCUUCCUGCUAGCGUGGAUGGUUGGCCAACCCUGGGCCAGGUGUCGCACCAUCGCCCUGGAGACGGGCAUCCAGAACGCCCAGCUGUGCAGCACCAUUGUGCAACUGUCCUUCAGCCCAGAGGACCUGGAGCUCAUGUUUUCAUUCCCACUCAUCUACAGCAUAUUCCAGGUUUUCUAUUCAAUGGCAGCAGUUGGAGGUUACCAGGUGUAUAAGCGCCGUUGUCAGCGCAGUGCCAUCAGGACGUCAACCCCAGAGGACAAAGAGGUGCACGCUGUGGAGAACGGAGGCUUCCGGGGCGACGAGAACGGCAACAACGUCGGUGACAAGGUCACCCGGAUGUGAACGUUCGAAUAAAAGCGGCGAUGGACCGGCAAUUUGGCCUGAGCACCACAGCAAAUCCACCCUCGCACCCACCGA
This is a messenger RNA of Scleropages formosus (Asian bonytongue), 1310 nucleotides long. It is a transcript of the gene slc10a2, whose product is annotated as solute carrier family 10 member 2. Gene Ontology annotation, molecular function: bile acid:sodium symporter activity. The coding region runs from base 138 to 1235 and encodes 365 amino acids. The transcript is spliced from 7 exons. The record is from RefSeq and is a predicted model, not a curated record. NCBI's taxonomy places the organism in Eukaryota, Metazoa, Chordata, Actinopteri, Osteoglossiformes, Osteoglossidae. Gene Ontology annotation, cellular component: apical plasma membrane. Gene Ontology annotation, biological process: bile acid and bile salt transport.